Rhinichthys klamathensis goyatoka is the source of this 2799-nucleotide messenger RNA. Its product is annotated as APC membrane recruitment protein 2. Gene Ontology annotation, cellular component: plasma membrane. Gene Ontology annotation, biological process: regulation of canonical Wnt signaling pathway. The transcript has a single exon. The record is from RefSeq and is a predicted model, not a curated record. The coding region runs from base 191 to 2794 and encodes 867 amino acids. NCBI's taxonomy places the organism in Eukaryota, Metazoa, Chordata, Actinopteri, Cypriniformes, Leuciscidae. Gene Ontology annotation, molecular function: phosphatidylinositol-4,5-bisphosphate binding; beta-catenin binding.
GGAGACGGAGAUAGAUACACAUUGCUAGCAAAAACAGUCUAUAGAAAUAUAAAGGGAAAAGGUCAUUUAUUUAUUUAUUCUUAUCAGUUAUAUUUCAUUCAUUUGAGCGUGAGGUUACAAAGAGAGAAAGUGUGAGGGUAGACCGAGACGUCGAGACGAAGGAAAAGACACACUGCAGUGGAGCUGGAAUAUGGAUGCACAGUCUGAGAGCUGUGAACCACCGCCAUGUGACCCUCAGCCUCCAGGUAAAAUCAGAAAAGCCUUCAAACUGUUCGGCAAGCGGAAGCCUGGAAGCAGCGUCGCUAGCAUCUUCUCCAUGCGUGGGAAAGGAGAUGAAGGCCCUAAAUCACCGCCAUCAAUUAGCAAAACCCUGGAUGGAUUAAAAGAGCCUACUGCCCCGGAAGCAGAGGCAGAGCAGGUGGAUCUUGACCAGGAGGAUGAGAGUCAACAGGAGGAAGCUCCAAUGGAGGAGUUCACGAGCGGAAACAUGGAUUCAGAAACCACCCCUACUCGGCAUUCCAUCUCCUCGCUCACCUCUGCUAAGUCUUUGAGCUUCCUCAAUAUGCUUCGCAAAGGCCGGCGGGGAUUGACGGGAGAACGCCAGGCUCAGACCGAGUCUCAGAGGCCUGGACGCCAACGGAAGGGCCUAAAGGGAUUGUUUGGUACAGUACGCUGGCGUGGUAAAGAGAAGGAGGAUGAGGAGGAGGAAGAGUCUCAACCUGGCCCUCCCCUACUUGCUUCCCGCUCCAACAGUGUUGAGAUUAUUAAGGAGAGUCUCACAUUAACACCUGGGCCUCCGGCUCGCUCUGUGGAGGAGACAGAGGAAAAGCUUCUUACACCACAAGAGGGCCCUAUGUCAUCUGAGGACUCUGCAAAGGUGAGUGGGGUGAACAAACCUCCAACAAAUGAACGCUUGAGCACACUGCUCGGAGAUAUCUCAUCAAUUUUGAGCUUUGAUUCACUGACGGCAUGUGGAGAUAUUGUAGCAGAUGUUGAGGCAGAAUGGGUCAAAGCUAGCAGUAGAAUGGAGGGAGCACCUAGCACACAGCAAGUGGAUAAUUCUGAGAAGACUUCAUCUUCUACAACUUCUACAAGAUCAAAGCCUAGUCCUUCUCCUACUUCUACUCUAAGCCCCACCACCUCUUUCAAACCGUCCCCUACUUUAGCAACCAAACCCACCCCUUCACCCACCACCACCAAACCUUUUGCCAGCCCUUUGACAAAACCUGCAGUCACCUCAACGUCCUCUUCGGUGACCAAAAUGUCACCGUCUAUGCCUACUGGCCCUAUUAUCCCUACCCCAACAUCCAGCCCUCUCGCUAAACCCACCCCCACAUCAUCAGCUUCGCCCAUAACCCAGCCUACACCAACACCUAUCCCAAUACCUCAAGCCACUGCAACUUCAAUUACUCCAUUUAUCCAACCUAAACCAACCCCUACAUCUGUCUCCACUACACAGCUUGCCCCAGGCCCUUUAUCAAGCCCUACAACCAAAUCUAUCCCUUCCCCAGCUAAACCUGCCCUGUCCCCUGAAUCUAGCCCUGAAAUCAAACCUGACACACGAUCUAGCUCCACAACUACCCCCAUGACCAAACCUAUCCCAACCUCUACACUCAUUCCUCUAUCUCUCUCGACCACUACUUCUGAAACCUUCCCCUCCCCCUCAAUUAGUUCUACCCCUGAAACUUCUGCUGUUACCAAAACUGAACCUACCCCAACCCCUGUGACUAAACCUGCCCAAGUAUCAACCCCUGCAACAAAACCCACUUUGAGCAUUACCCAAGAAUCCAAACAUACUGCGUCUACCUCUGCAACCAAACAUACUCCUUAUCCACCACCUUAUCCACCACCAUUUGGUAAACCUACCCCAGCCCCUGCACCAACACCAAGACCAAAACUUGUAACAACAUUUGGAUUAUCGACAAGCCGAAACACUGCUCCCAUUACCAAGCUUGAGACAAAACAACCCACGGGACAAACUUCAAAAUCUAGUACCCACACUGGCACAACAUCUGUAAGAAAAGCCUCCAUCUCUGAAACGGCUGCUUCUGUUGCUAAACUUCCAUCUGCUGUUAACCCGUCACACUCUACGUCCAUGCCUGCUCCUUUUCUUACCUCUGCCACCAUGAAAUCACCCACAGUUACUUCCACACCAUACAUUCCUGUCCUGAAGUCUCCUCCAGGUAUUACUCCAUCCUUCAUUUCGUCAAAAAGAGCAGAAGAUGAUGUCAGCAUGGAUUUGAGGGAGGACCUGUUAAGACACGAAGGAACUGAUAAUAGAGACUCAUCAGCUACUCAAAGCAUCAGCAAGGCGGUGAAAAGGGGCCCUGCAACAAAGCCCUCAACUCUAAGUAAGAUCCCUGUUUGUGGUGGAGGCAGACCUGCUAAGCUGCAUCAUCGAGAUUCCCAGCCAAAUGGAGAUGAUGACCACUCAAAUCUACCAACACCGGUACAUGAAGAGGAAAGUCCGUUCACUCUCUCACGAGAAAGCAGCAGCAAAGAGGCCCUCAGCGAUGUCUCCACAGAAUCGGGGGCUGUCACCCCAACCCUCUCCCACAGCCAAGAGGACAUUCUUGAUGGCAAACUUAGUCUCCAGACACAUCCAGCAGCUGGUGCAACAAGUUUAACCCGGGAGUCUAAGAUCCCCAUCAAACACGGAUCUACUGCAACCUACCAUUCUGUGCAGGGGAGGGCAGAAGGUGCACGCUCCAAGAUACCAGUGUCCAAAAUGCCCAUUCGUCGGACCAGCAAUAAGCCUGCACCAACAGCUACAGCUGCCGUCACCCGAAAGUAACUGAC